CAUGCAUUAUACAAUAUAAAACCAUUAAACAAAUAAACUUGAAAAUCAAAACGCUCCAGGAAGUAUGACAACAUUCCAAAGCAAUGCUGCAAAAGAAUUAAAAAGUUAGUUAGACGCCAUGACAGGUCACGUGAUGUAAAUUUUCGUCGGACAUGCGCGAUAUCGCUGAAUUUUUCAAGUGAUUUUGAAAUGGUGAGAUAUUUGUCUUGUGAAAAUACUAUUUAAAAUUAGUAACAAAGAUCCUAUUUAGCUAUUUUUAGUGUUAAAUUACUUGUGAACCGCGAACUGUGCUUGUGAUGAGUUGAUUAGUGUUGAUCAAGGAAGUUUUUGUUUCCAAAGGUCGUACCUAUACAUGGUAAUGAUACCUUUUUAUGAUAUUUUUGCGUCGAAAUAGUGUCCCAGUGCUUUGUUUAACUAGCGAUCGAGUUACUUCAGGUUACAAAUAAUCAGUGCAAAAGUGUUUAGUGCCUAAGCCCAGUCUGUGAUUAAAACAGUGUCGUGUUUGUAACUGAAUGUGUAAUAUUAGACUGUAAUAGUGGACUCAGUGCUUGGUGAGAUGCUGGUCAGUAGAACUAUCGAGUGCGGUAACAGGGCUGACUUUGUUAAGUGAAAACCGCUGGAACAAGGGAAAAGAUGGCGCACUAUCCUCAACCAGCAAAUUUGGAGGCGGCUCUGCCGCUCCUCAAUAGGCCGGACCUUCGUCUCCGCCAGCAGCUCGGAGACCAGCUCACGGCUCUGGUGCGCAAGGAGCCGGAGAUCUCACACGACCUGGCUGCACAACUCCUGGACUCCAUGGUAGCGUGGCUCAAUGGUGGUAACUUUAAGGUGGCACAGAAUGCCCUAGAAGUGUUGACGGCGUUAGCGGAGCGCAUGGGACCGGAGUUUUCUCACUUCGUUCCCACAGUUUUACCGCAUAUUAUUGACAGACUAGCAGACACAAAGGAAGCGGUGCGACACACGGCUCGAACCUGUGUCUCGGCACUGGGCACCUCGCGGGCGGCCAACGCACGCGGUCUCCUCGCCCGGCUCACGCCCGCCCUAUCACACAAGGCGCCCCACGCCAGGGAAGAAACGUUGCGGUGUAUACAGACGUUGCUUGAAAACCACGGCGCUACUGAGUUACAGUUACGCGCGGCGGUGCCGAACCUCGCGGCGCUGGUGGGGGACCCCAGCGCGGCCGUCAGGGACGCCGCCAUGCAAUUGCUCGUCGACGUCUAUCGACAUGUUGGUGAGAGAUUAAGACAAGACUUGAAGAAGAAAGAGUUGCUGCCCGCACAGAAGUUCGCGCUGCUGGAACAGAAGUUUGACGAGGCUAGAGAAGCUGGACUUCUACUGCCAACCGCGACAGCGGGAGCGGACGAACCAGACUUCAUAUCCCGGACGGUAAAAAGGACAAUGACCAUACCUACGUCGGCGCGGUCCCGCGACGGUGACAGCUCCGGAGCCUCCACGCCAGCUUGCGAGGCACCGAAGCGUACGGUUCCCGGCCUGUACAGUCUACCUUCGGCAAGUAGGAAGCCCCCGCCUGCCAAGGUGACCAGCACUGCGAGUGUAUCGAGCUCGGCCCACAGCGCCGGGCUGAGCGAGUCUGGCGCGGGCGCGGUGUCGUCGGAGGCGUUCGAGGCGGCGUUCCUGUCGUCGGCGCCGGCCGCCGUGUACGGGCCGCGCGGGCUCGACGACCUCUGUCGCCACGCCGCCGCCCUGCUCGGGGACCGCGCCGCCGACUGGGAGAAACGUGUCGAUGCUCUAAAGAAGAUUCGUUCGCUGCUAACGGCUAACGCGCAUCAGCAGUACCCGACAGAGUUCGCGGCGCAUCUCAAGGACCUUUCCGUACCGUUCCUAGUCGUCAUCAAGGAUCUGAGGAGUCAGGUGGUCCGCGAGGCGUGCAUAACGAUAGCCCACAUGGCCAAAGUGCUACGCAACAAGAUCGACCAGUUCAGUCUCUACAUACUUCAAGAACUAAUUAACCUCAUACAGAACGCUGCCAAGGUUGUAUCGUCAGCGGGGACAGUAUGCGUGCGGUACAUAGUAACGUAUGUGCAUUCGCCCCGACUGCUUCCAGUCAUCGUUACAAACCUUACCACCAACAAGUCCAAGGAGAUACGGUCCACGCUCAGUGAGGUCCUAGUACUGAUGCUGGAGAAAUGGCCAGCGUCGACUAUAGAGAAGCAGCAGGCGGCAGUUCGGGACGCUAUACGCAGGGCCUGCGUCGACGCCGACAGUACGUGCAGGACUUAUGGACGGAGAGCAUACGCGGCGUACAAGCGCCACUUCCCCGAGGACGCGGAGCAGUUGUUCGCCCGACUGGACUCGGCCGCGCAGAAACAGAUCGAGCGGGAACGGAACAUUGGCAGUCUCGACAGUCUACAUCAUGUCGGCACUGAAAGAAGAGUUAUAACAAGUCCCAGAAGUCCAUCGGCCAGUGUAUCAGCGGAGCGUGCGGUAGGCCCCGCGGCGCGCUCGGUGUCAGCGCUGGACGCCGCCGCCGCCCAGCGGGCGCGCGCCCGGGCACUCUACUCCUCCAUGGGGAGGCACAAGGUCCCCCCCACCGCCAGCCUGCGUGAGUACUCGUACAUCUACCCCCUCUACUCCUCCAUGGGGAGGCACAAGGUCCCCCCCACCGCCAGCCUGCGUGAGUACUCGUACAUCUACCCCCUCUACUCCUCCAUGGGGAGGCACAAGGUGUCCCCCACCGCCAGCCUGCGUGAGUACUCGUACAUCUACCCCCUCUACUCCUCCAUGGGGAGGCACAAGGUGUCCCCCACCGCCAGCCUGCGUGAGUACUCGUACAUCUACCCCCUCUACUCCUCCAUGGGGAGGCACAAGGUGUCCCCCACCGCCAGCCUGCGUGAGUACUCGUACAUCUACCCCCUCUACUCCUCCAUGGGGAGGCACAAGGUGUCCCCCACCGCCAGCCUGCGUGAGUACUCGUACAUCUACCCCCUCUACUCCUCCAUGGGGAGGCACAAGGUGUCCCCCACCGCCAGCCUGCGUGAGUACUCGUACAUCUACCCCCUCUACUCCUCCAUGGGGAGGCACAAGGUGUCCCCCACCGCCAGCCUGCGUGAGUACUCGUACAUCUACCCCCUCUACUCCUCCAUGGGGAGGCACAAGGUGUCCCCCACCGCCAGCCUGCGUAAGUACUCGUACAUCUACCCCCCUACUCCUCCAUGGGGAGGCACAAGGUCCCCCCCACCGCCAGCCUGCGUGAGUACUCGUACAUCUACCCCCUCUACUCCUCCAUGGGGAGGCACAAGGUGUCCCCCACCGCCAGCCUGCGUAAGUACUCGUACAUCUACCCCCCUACUCCUCCAUGGGGAGGCACAAGGUCCCCCCCACCGCCAGCCUGCGUGA
Messenger RNA from Spodoptera exigua (beet armyworm), 3354 nucleotides. The record is from the annotation of a GenBank genome assembly. Lineage: Eukaryota; Metazoa; Arthropoda; Insecta; Lepidoptera; Noctuidae.